Molecule: messenger RNA, 1425 nt
Organism: Malassezia vespertilionis
Lineage: Eukaryota; Fungi; Basidiomycota; Malasseziomycetes; Malasseziales; Malasseziaceae
Exons: 1
Coding region: 1-1425 (474 amino acids)
Cellular component (GO): U2-type prespliceosome; commitment complex; nuclear speck
Molecular function (GO): pre-mRNA 3'-splice site binding; poly-pyrimidine tract binding
Source: RefSeq, a predicted model, not a curated record
AUGAGCGAGCCUUUUGCGCAAGAUCGUUCGCGCAAGCGGCACUCGGAGGAAGGCGGCUACGAUACGGAAAAGCGGUACCGCCGCGAGUACGAUCCGCGCGAGCGCAGGGCAUGGGACAGGGACGGAGGCUAUUCACGACGCCGCGACGAUCGUCCGCGCCGUGAUUUCCGGCGCAGAGAGUAUGCGCCGCGCAACAGCUCCCCACCGCCGCCCAAUACGAUCCGUUUACGCGAGCGCCCUCGUUCCGUGACGCUGUGGGACAUUCCGCCGAAAGGCUUCCAGGACACCGACCCCCUUUCGGCCAAGGCGACGGGGUAUUUUGGCGCGCCUGUAAAUUCAAGCGUGACGUCCAUCAUGGCGCCGGGCAUGGAUGAGCCUGCGCCGAAAAGCGCCAUAAAGCACGCCAGCGAUCCUGCUCUGGCUACCGCGGUAUACCAUGCAAAAGAGCACCAGCAAUUGCGCCAAUUACGCGUGUUUAACGUCUCGUCCGACAUGUCGGACGAGACGCUGCGCAGCUUUUUGAAUGCAAUCAUGGAGGAGCGCAAGCUGGUGAGCUCGCUGACCAACGAGCCAUGCGUGCGUGUCGUGAUGCACCUUGAUGAAAACUACGCAGUAGCCGAGUUUCGCGAUCCAGACGACGCGACGAACGCGAUGCUGCUGGACAAUGCCGAGUUCCAGUCGGAGACGCUGCGCUUGGAGCGGCCAAAAGACUACAAAGGCACCGAUUCUUCCUACGCAACACUGCGCUCGCUUGAGACCAGUGUUCCGAACGGACCGAACAAGCUGUACAUUGGAAGCAUUCCGCUCUUCCUCUCCUCGAACGAAGUAGUCGAGAUGCUCAAGCCUUUCGGCGAGACACGCCACUUUGAUCUCCUGCUCGACACCCACGGCCACUCGCGGGGCAUUGCUUUUACCGAGUUCUUCGACGAGGAUGCGGCCUACCUUGCCCUCGAAGGGCUCAACGGGCUCAUGGUCGGCGGCCAGCGUCUCGUAGUGAAACGCGCCGUGCCCGAAAAGACAGUGGAGGAAGAGGAUGCACAGGAAACGUCGGAAGAGCCUACACGUGCAAUGACGAUGCUGAAUAUGGUCACAGUCGACGAGCUCGUGGACGACCAGGAAUACAACGAUUUGCUCGAGGAUGUGCGCGAGGAAUGCAGCAAGUACGGGAACCUUGUCGAUGUUCGCAUUCCGCGCCCUGCAGCGCAGAGCAAUAGCGGUGCAGCACACUCAUGGCAGCAGCAAGGCGGCGAAGGCAUAGAACGACGGGGGAUCGGCCGCGUGUACGUUAAAUUUGCCGAGGUGCACGAGUGCAGUGCGGCGUUCAAAGCAACCGCUGGCCGCUUGUUUGACGGGCGCACAGUGAUUUGUGCUUAUCUACGCGAAGAGGCAUGGCCGGGCACGGAAGACGGCGGUGAGAGUCUAUAG